Molecule: messenger RNA, 927 nt
Organism: Microthlaspi erraticum
Lineage: Eukaryota; Viridiplantae; Streptophyta; Magnoliopsida; Brassicales; Brassicaceae
Source: the annotation of a GenBank genome assembly
AUGGUGAUGCAAAUCCACGCAAUGACUCUUCAAGAUAAGACGAUAACCCUCGACGUUGAAAGCUCCGACACCAUCAAUAACGUCAAGGCAAAGAUCCAAGACAAAGAAGGACUCCCUCUAGACCAGCAAAGACUCAUCUUCUCCGGCAAACUUCUAGAGGACGACCGUACCUUGGCUGAUUACAACAUCCAAAAAGAUUCAACCCUCCACUUGUCUCUCAGGUUGAAAGGUGGUAUGCAAAUCUUCGUAAAGACUCUUACCGGCAAGACCAUUACUCUUGAGGUUGAAAGCUCCGACACAGUUGACAAUGUCAAGGCCAAGAUCCAGGACAAGGAAGGCAUCCCUCCUGACCAGCAAAGACUUAUUUUCGCCGGGAAGCAGCUCGAGGACGGCCGUACUCUUGCUGAUUACAACAUCCAGAAAGAGUCCACUCUCCACUUGGUUCUCAGGUUAAGAGGAGGUAUGCAGAUAUUCGUCAAGACCCUUACCGGAAAAACCAUAACAUUGGAAGUUGAGAGCUCAGACACAAUAGACAAUGUGAAGGCCAAGAUUCAGGACAAAGAAGGGAUCCCACCGGACCAGCAGAGGCUAAUCUUUGCCGGGAAGCAGCUCGAAGAUGGUCGCACUCUUGCAGAUUAUAACAUCCAGAAAGAAUCAACCUUGCAUUUAGUGCUUCGUCUGAGAGGUGGGAUGCAGAUAUUUGUCAAGACUUUGACGGGAAAGACCAUCACUCUUGAGGUCGAGAGCUCUGAUACGGUUGACAAUGUGAAGGCCAAGAUUCAAGACAAAGAAGGGAUUGCACCAGAUCAGCAGAGGCUAAUCUUUGCCGGGAAGCAGCUUGAAGAUGGUCGCACUCUUGCAGAUUACAACAUUCAGAAGGAGUCAACACUUCACCUUGUUCUGCGUCUCCGCGGUGGAAGCUUCUGA